Molecule: messenger RNA, 1496 nt
Organism: Oenanthe melanoleuca
Lineage: Eukaryota; Metazoa; Chordata; Aves; Passeriformes; Muscicapidae
Gene: COQ10A
Product: coenzyme Q10A
Exons: 5
Coding region: 55-744 (229 amino acids)
Biological process (GO): ubiquinone biosynthetic process; cellular respiration
Cellular component (GO): mitochondrion
Molecular function (GO): ubiquinone binding
Source: RefSeq, a predicted model, not a curated record
GGUCACGGCGGCGGCGGCGCCGCGUCCCGGCCCGGUCCCGGUUCCGGCCCGGUGAUGGCGGCCCGGCGGCUCCGCGGCGCCCUCCAGCUCGGGGCGCGGCAGCGGCUGCGGGCCGCGGCGGCCCCGCCCGGCAGGCACACGGCGCUGUGCGGGCUGCGGCUGCCGCGGCCGGGCCGGCCGGUGCCGGUGCCGGCGCCGCUGGAGCCCCGAGCGCAGCCGAGCCGCGGCUUCCUGAACCUCAGCAACAAGCGCAAGGAGUACUCGGAGCGCCGCAUCAUCGGGUACUCCAUGCAGGAGAUGUACGACGUGGUGGCCAACGUGGAGGACUACAAGAACUUCGUGCCCUGGUGCAAGAAGUCGGUGGUGGUGUCGCGGCGCGCCGGCCACGUCAAGGCCCAGCUGGAGGUGGGGUUCCCUCCCGUGCUGGAGCGCUACACCUCCAUCGUCACCCUGGUGCAGCCACACCUCGUCAAGGCCGUCUGCACCGACGGGCGCCUCUUCAACCACCUGGAGACCAACUGGCGCUUCAGCCCCGGCAUCCCCGGCUACCCCCGCACCAGCACCGUGGAUUUCUCGAUCUCCUUCGAGUUCCGCUCCCUGCUGCACUCCCAGCUGGCCACCAUGUUCUUCGACGAGGUGGUCAAGCAGAUGGUGGCCGCCUUCGAGCGCCGCGCCGCCAAGAACUUCGGGCCCGAGACGCGCAUCCCCCGGGAGCUGAUGUUCCACGAGGUGCACCAGACGUGAGGGUGGCCGGCCCGGGCCCCCCCGGACUGUGCCCACCCCCCAAAAUAUUUAUUCAAGUGCGUUUCCGCUGCUGUUGCCUCAACGCCGUGAGGAGCUGCGUCCCCCGGGCGCUGGACUCCCCUGGAUUUGUAGCUGAUUUGGGGUUUUAAGUUUUGUUUUAGUGGUUUUUUGUUUUUUUGGUUUUUUUUUUUUUUUUGGUUGAGUUUCAUCUUGUUCCUUUUUUUUUUUUUUUUUUUAACCCUUUUGUUUUUUUGUUCUUUUUUUUUUUAAACUCCUCAGCCAGGCCGGAGGGCCCCGGUGGGGGCAGCUCUGGUGCCUGGGCCCCGCCGUGCUUCGGGAGAACGGGGGAAUUUGGGGUGGGGGAAGCUGCUGGGACCCCUCCCAGUUCCUCCCCAGCUCUUCCAGAACAAAAGGGAAGGAGCCGGCGCAGGGAGGAGCCCACCCCGCCCCCGAUGUCGCACACUUUGCACAAGCCACACGCACAGGGUGGGGAGGGGGCGGCUCCCGCUGCCCCCCCCUGCCGCCCCCACCCCCAGCACCCUCUGCAGGGACCCCCACGGUCCCGACCCCACCCCCCAGCGGCCCCCCCGGCCCCGCUCGCGGUUCCUCACCUGUGCCAGGGGGAUGGGAAGGGUCUCGGUUCCCCCCUCCCCGGGGGGGUGAGGGGCUCCCGGAGCCCCCCCCGAGCUGCCCUGGCCGUGCUGCCCCAGAAGGAAGGGCUUUGACAGGCCAAUAAAGAGCAUUUUCCAAGG